AUGCCACCGCAGCAGCGCCUGGAGCACUUCGCCCGCGCUGCGAGCGGAAGCGGUCGCCCAGAACUGAUCCCCAGUGGUUAUGAAAAGCGCUGUGGGCUGCUAAAGUCUGACUGGGCUUAUGAGCACUUGCGGUGGAUGAUCCAGAAAGACUCGCUUGGACAGGACAUUUUUCUCAUAGGCUCUCAUUCGCCACUACGCCGCUGGUUGGCCUUCCGCUUCUGCGAAGUCCUAGGCCGGGAGUGCGAGUUCCUGGCAUUGACUCCGGACACCUCUGAGGUGGACCUCAAAUCCCGCCGCGAGCUCCGCGCCCAUGACCGCGGCCUGGGCGUCCAGUGGUUCGACCAGGCGGUGGUCCGAGCUGCGCUGCAGGGGCGCGUGCUGAUCCUCGAGGGCCUCGAAAAGGCUGAGCGGAAUGUUCUGCCGGUGCUCAACAACUUGCUGGAAAACAGGGAGAUGCAGUUAGAAGAUGGCCGGUUCCUGGUCGCGCCGCAACGUUAUGAUCGCUUGGUCAAGGAGGGCAAAGACACGACGCAGCUGAACUUGGUUCGAGUGCAUGAGCACUUUCGAGUCGUGGCGCUGGGCGUUCCAUCGCCACCCUUCCCAGGGAAUCCCUUGGAUCCCCCGCUGCGCUCGCGCUUCCAAGCGCGGCACGUCGCGCGGGCACCGGCCGCGGUGCUGCUGCGGCAGUUGCGGCGGGAGGCGCCGGCAGCGCCGGAGGCGGCGGUGCAGGAGUUGCUGCGAUUUUACGAGACGCUGUGGGAGUUGAUGCAGACGCAGGCCUCGGCGGCCGGGAUGGAGCUCCGUGCGAUGGCGCAGGCGGCACCGUGCUACCCCUGUGACGAGCAACUUCUGAGCUGCGCCCGGCUCCUACAGCAGCAGCCGGCGCUGCCAGUGCGCGAGGCCAUACGCCGCAUUUUCCCCUUCCAGACCGAGAGUGGGCUCCUCAACACCACUGUCGCCAAGCUGGUCGCUGAGAUUCUCCCGCCGGAACCGGGAUCUUCGACGUCGGGCGCGGGAACUCCCAUCCAGCCGGGCGAAGUGCACGGCGUUCUGCCGGGCUUCCAGCAGCGCUUGCUGGAGGAGAUGCUGCUGUCCGCUGCGUGUGGGCAAGAUCUGUGCUUGAUCGGCCCCAAAGGUGAAGGGAAGACCUUCCUGGCACAACAGCUGGCGAAAUCCUUGGGGCAUGCACGGAUCUACACCCUCUUCCUCCACGAGGAGAUGACCGCACGAGACCUCUUCCAGAGGCGCAACACCAAUCGUCAAGGCGAGAGCAUCUGGGAGGGCUCGCCCUUGUUGCAAGCCAUGGAGCGGGGCGGUUUGUGUGUGCUGGAUGGAUUGCAGCAACUACGGCCAAUGACUUUGGCAGCCUUGGCGCCAUUGAUCCAGGACCGUGAAGUCACCCUCUAUGACGGGCUUCGCUUCCUGUCACCCUGGCGCCAGCAGCACCUGGCGCAGCGGUCUUCAGCCGCCACGUCGCGCGCCGACGUGCGGGUGACGCACCCGAAGUUCCGGGUGCUGGCGCUGGCCACGCCCCAGCGGCACGCGAAGGGCUGGCUCAGCAAUGAGAUCUUGCAGCUCUUCCACUUCUUCACGCUGCCACGCCGAGCCGAGCUGCUCCCAGUGGUCUCCGCCUCUGUACCGCACUGCCCGCGCGCGGUGGCCGAGAGGCUGCUGCAGCUUCGCACCAGCUUGCUGACUGCCUCGCAGGACUCCAGCUCACCCUUGUGGUCCGGGAGCAGUCCCAUGGACCUGCAGGGUGCCAUGACCCCCACCGUGAUGCUGUCGCUCCGCUCGCUCUUGCGUGCGGCUCGCCUGGCUGCUGAGAGCUCGGAGAUCGCGGACUACCUGCAGUCGGCCUUGAUGAUGGACUUCCUUCCCUUGGCCGAGCGCACGGCCGUGCAACAGCUUCUGACAGCCUGCGGCUUCGUGCCGCGCGCGGCGCCGGAACGCCUGGUAGAGGCGGAGCGGAUGGUCAUCGAAGCGCCAGACUUCCAACAGGCCGAGCCCACGCUGCGCAUCGGCUCCGCCCGGUGCCGCGUGGCGGCGCCGCGGGAGAGCGCGCUCAUUCCGGAGACAAAGUUCUUCGACAACCCUCAGCAGACCUUGUCCUUGCAUGAUAUGCUGCGUGACAUGGCAGCUGGUGAGAACCUGCUGCUGAUGGGAAAUCAAGGUGUUGGCAAAAACAAGCUGAUUGAUCGUCUUUUGAUGCUCCUCCACCGUGAGCGUGAGUAUAUCCAGCUGCAUCGCGACACCACGGUGGGGUCGCUGACCUUAGUCCCCACGCUGAGGAACGGCCUGGUGUGCUUCGAUGACUCGCCGCUGGUGAAGGCCAUGCGCUACGGCCGGGUGCUGGUCAUCGACGAGUUCGACAAGGCGCCCACCGAAGUGGUGCUCACUCUGAAGGGGCUUUUGCAAGAUGGCGAGAUGAUCCUGGUGGAUGGGCGCCGCUUCCUGCGAGACGGACGUCCGGAGGACGCCGACGCCGUGGGGAUUCAUCCGAAGUUCCAGGUGGUGGCUCUGGCGAAUCGACCUGGCUUUCCGUUCUUGGGGAACGACUUCUUCAGAGAGAUGGGCGAUUGCUUCGCGUGCCACGCGAUCCAAAACCCCGACGAGACGUCGGAGGUGGCGAUGUUGCGGUCGUACGCCCCCUCAGUGCCACUGGACUUAUUGCGACUCUUGUCCUCGUGCUUUGGGGAGUUGAGGCAGAUGGUCGAGGCUGGAAAGCUGUCCUAUCCCUACUCGACCAGGGAGUUGGUGAACCUCGUUCGACAUUUGGAGACCUUUCCUCAGGAUUCUCUGGCUGAGGUUCUCGAGAACGUCUUUGCCUUCGACUCGUUCGAGCCGGAGCUCCGGAAGUUGCUCCGGUCCGUCUUCGAGCGCCAUGGCCUUCCAGUCUCGACCGAAGCGGACGCGUCUUCGGGCGCACGUGGCGGGCAGCGCCUAGAGCCACGAUGGCUGGGGCAGCUGGAGAGGUGCGGGGAGCUGCGGCGCUGGCGUGUGGGAGAUGAGAUCAGUGCCGUCAGCUUUGAUGAGAUGGCCCCCCUUUGGAGCAGAGAAGCUGCGGAAGGUAGCUGGCAGCCGUUGGAGCUGCAUUCGGCACGCUCCAAAGGAUUCUCCGAGGAGGAGCUUUGGUUUCGCAUGGGCUCGGUGACGAAGGAGGGAGUUUUGAUCCAAGGGCCCAAUCCUUUGACUGGAUCUUGGUUGGGCCACUUGCGGUCCAUGGCCGCGGUGCAAGGUUGCUUAUGCAUUCUGAGCAGCCAGAUGGUCUUGCAUGUCUAUGACCUCAAGUCCCAGCAAUCCCGCAAGUUCUCCUGGGGCACCAGUGCUGUGCCGGGUUCGGGCGGCGUGCCCGCCUGCUCCGGCGCCAGCCUGGUGCCGGAGCCGCUGGGAGGUUUUCUUUGCACCUACGAUUGGCACCACGAAGCCCUGCUGCGGCUGUGGCCGCGCCAGGGGCGUGCAGAGGCGCUGCGGCUCAUGCUGCCAGUGGGUGCCAGCUGCGCUGGGCGGUUGAAAGAGUUGCCCGUGUUGGUCUUCUUCGGAGGGCAGGAAGUGGUUCUGGUGGCCACGGAAGGUGUCCAAGUAGCCCGCCUUCGGGUGUCGACUGGAGAGAUCGAGGACAUGAUGGAGCUGAGUGUGAAGAGACUGCUGCUGAGAUGUGGCGAAGUCUUUUGGGAGCUUCAACUGGGCAGUCUUCAGCCCACCAGCGCGUCGGACUUCUUCCACCAGCUCCACCAGCUCCGCAGCCUCCAGCUCCAUCCGGUAACCUGGACGUCCUCCACGUCGCCGCCGCGGGCGCCGCUCGCGCCGCCGUCGCUGCGCGAAGCGCUGGGGCCGUGGAGCGCCAGCGAAGCGCCGCUGCCGGAGCUGCCGGAGCUCGCGGAGCUGGGGCGGUUUGGGACCCUGUCGACUGCUACAUCCCAUGUGAUGGCAGCCCCAAAAACAAGCUUUGCACUGCUGGCUGUGGGGCUCAACCUGAACUUGCCCAGUACGCCGAGCCCAGAACAGCAGGCUGGAGGCACCUGCCCAGCUUUUGGCCCAGCUGACCGGAGAGGAGGUCAACAUGGAGCUCACCCACAAAAUGGUGCAUUGCUGGCACCAUGCCUCCCAGAGUCUCAUCUCCAUCUUCUCCAUUCCGGGUAG
Messenger RNA from Durusdinium trenchii, 4140 nucleotides. NCBI's taxonomy places the organism in Eukaryota, Dinophyceae, Suessiales, Symbiodiniaceae. The record is from the annotation of a GenBank genome assembly.